This is a messenger RNA of Phytophthora sojae, 366 nucleotides long. RefSeq names its product elicitin (gene SOL7). Lineage: Eukaryota; Oomycota; Peronosporomycetes; Peronosporales; Peronosporaceae. The transcript has a single exon. Gene Ontology annotation, cellular component: extracellular region. The coding region runs from base 1 to 366 and encodes 121 amino acids. The record is from RefSeq and is a predicted model, not a curated record.
AUGAAGACCUUCGCCUACGCCGCUGCCGCCGCCGUCGCCUGCCUCGCCACGCAGACCGCCGCCUACGACGAGACCACCGUGUGCCCGUCCUCGGAGACUGCCAAGCUCCUGGCCCUUGCCGCGGACCCGUACCUGUCUUCGUGCCAGACCGCGUCGGGCUACACGUUCGUCCCGCCCUCGGCUUACCCCACGGAGGCUCAAGUCCUGCUCAUGUGCCUAACGUCGGACUGCUACUCGCUCAUCUCUGACCUUCUGGCCCUCGACCCGUCGGACUGCGUGAUCGACUUCGGCACGGUGAAGAUCAACGUACUGGAGCUGGCGGACAGCUUCCUGCCCAACUGCACCGCUCUCGGUUUCUCGGCUUAA